AUCGCUGCACUCGCUUUGCUUUGUAUGCAAAUGCAUUCUAUCAAGUACAUACAAUGUUGCAUUUAGUCGUCAUCAUCAUGUUCGAGUGAAAUCGGAAAAGUGCACCCGUCCUGAUUCUGCGGCACAACUCUUUCCGCUAUCGACGUUCUAUUCGCAUCGGCCUAGAGGAUUGUGUGUGUUUGUUAUCCACUGCGUUAUCAGCAGCCAGUUUAGAGCAAAUAAGCCUGGCAAUAAGUCGAAUGGCACUUGCUUAACGGUGAAAAAUUUCCGCUGUACGCAAAUUGAGGUCAUCCCACACACAUCAACAGCUGGAACAUGUUUUCCGUGUUUAAGAAGCUGGCCGCCAAGGGUGACGGGUCGGGUGGUACUGCCGGCGGCACUGGGGGUGGUUCCGGUACGCUGCCGGAAUCCGUUGGCCAGCAGAUGUCGGAUUCGCUGCGAAAAAAGUUCUCCCGUGGAGUGCAGUAUAAUAUGAAAGUUAUCAUCAAGGGCGACCGGAACGUAGGAAAGUCGUGUCUGCUGGAGCGUUUGCAGGGCAAAGCCUUUCUCGAGCAGUACAAUCCGACCGAGCAGAUUCAGGUUGCUUCAAUACAAUGGUCCUUCAAGGCAACCGAUGACAUUGUGAAGGUUGAGGUGUGGGACGUCGUGGAUCGGGGAAAAGCCAAGCAGAAGUCGGCAGCUCUCAAGUUGAACACCGACCCUCAGGUGGAAGAUGUUCCGGUACUGGAUGCGGAGUUUUUAGACGUCUACAAGGGUACCCAUUGUGUGGUCAUGAUGAUGGACAUUACCAAGGCUUGGACGUUCGAUUACGUUGGUCGAGAGCUGCCAAAAGUGCCAGGAGACAUUCCGGUGUUGCUGCUGGGAAAUCAUUGCGACAUGGGCCACCAUCGGGUGAUUAGUAAAGAUCAAAUACAGGGUUUCAUUGAGGAAGCCAGCCAGAAGCGGACGGCGGAAAUCGUCUAUGGGGACAGCUCGAUGAGGAAUGGAUUUGGACUGAGAUUGUUGCAUAAGUUUUUUGGCAUUCCAUUUCUGUAUCUACAGCGGAACGCUCUAGAGGCAUCUCUGAAGAAAAAUGAACAGGAUGCUGAUAUUUGUAGGCUAGAGAUUAGUGAAUUUUUGAAAUCCACUGAGUCUGACUAUGGAAAUUUUUUGGAGAAUCUCAUCAACCGAAAGAAGGCAAAAGAAUCUACACCCCAUCCACAGGCGUCUUCUGUCCCUUCUACACCGGUAGAAGCAUUCCCCCGGCCAACGAAAAGUAUCAUACUGGGUGGUGGACACCCGAUUAUCGUUCCAGACCGAAACAGUCACCUUGCAGUGGCUUCGACUACGGUCGUUAACACUGCCAAAGUGACGACCGUUGCGUCUACUGCCAGCGCAUCGCCUGCGCGGUCUUCCCCGGCCGGUGUGGAUGCGCUUAGGAUUCCCAGAAGUGCCACCCUAGGAUCGAUUCCGGCUGAUAGUGCCAACAACGCAAGUGGGUUUGUGGCAGCUGGCGGUGGGUUUGCGUCGGGUAAGAUUUGCAAUGUGGAUGAAUUCUGCCCGGAUGGGGGAGUUCUGGAUAAAUCUUUUCUGGAUGAUACUACGGAUGUGAAUACGACUGGUGGAUUGCUGGAACCUGCCAUGGAUUCCGAUAGUGACGAAGACGGUCACCACAAUCCACUGGUUUCUCGAUUUGACGAUGAUUUCGGUGCGGGCGACGAAAAAGAUCAGCUGCAGCUUGGACAACUGCGAACAUCUCUGGCAUUGGCUACCGAGGCGGCAAGUAAAACUAAACGAACGAUUCCCUUGUUGCGGCACAGCCAGACACCGUCGCCUAAUCCGCCCGUGGUCGAUCGGGCUUUUUCCCUGUCCAGCAUGGAAUUGGAAAUCGAUCGAGUGUGCGACACGGGGCCGACCGUCAACCCUGGCGAAGAAGAAACGGGAUCUUUAUCGAACAGCGAAAGUUGGUCACUAGACACAAAGGAGCGCCGUUCUCCGGAGGGUGGUGAAGAUGUCGAUUCGAACAUUUCUGCUACCUGCCUAAAGACCAGUAAUAACAACAACAAUGUCAGUAGUAGUAGUACCCGGAAGAGCAAAGAUAAGGAGCGUAGCGGCAGCAGUAGCAAGCACAAGAAGUCGAAGAAGUCCAGCCGGGAGAAGGACGACUCGCGCGAGGAACGGCGAAAAAGUAAACGUCGUAGCCACGUGGACGAUUUUGUGCAGGAGAUGAAAUCCAGUGCCGAGUACUGCGAGGAUGCCUACGAAGCGAUCUAAACCCCGAUGAGACUUUUCGAAUUUUUAACUCGGCAAACAUUUUCCUUAAACCCCUUCCUCUAGUAGCUUUGUAAUCGAUGGCGCUUAUUCGUACAGUUUGUAUAUGGAGAAUAGUGUUAAUCUACUAAUCUUAUCAGUGUUUCUGAAUUAAAAAAAAAAAAUUAAAUUUUAUCAGAUGUUAUUCCAGCAGUUGUUAA
Wyeomyia smithii (pitcher-plant mosquito) is the source of this 2450-nucleotide messenger RNA. RefSeq names its product rab-like protein 6. Gene Ontology annotation, cellular component: cytosol; nucleus. The coding region runs from base 316 to 2253 and encodes 645 amino acids. Gene Ontology annotation, molecular function: GTP binding. The record is from RefSeq and is a predicted model, not a curated record. NCBI's taxonomy places the organism in Eukaryota, Metazoa, Arthropoda, Insecta, Diptera, Culicidae. The transcript is spliced from 5 exons.